UUAUCGCGGUAUCAAGAGGAGGGUUUUAAGCUAAUUUCGGUUUUAAAAUAAAUAAAAAAUAGAGAAUUAAAGAGAAUACGUAGCUUAAUGUGGAGCGGAAGAGACGGGGUUUCAAGGGCACGUGUCACUCAAUCACAAUCUCUCUCUCUCACAACCUUCUCGUCUUCUCUCUUUCUCUCUUGGCGACACCGAAGGUGAAACAAUGAUUUCUCGACGACGAUGAUCUCUCCGACUCGUCGACGGCAUCAGCCGGAAUCUCUAUCGGUGGAAUCGUCGCCUCUCCGUCUGUGGUCGACGAAUCUCCGUCUCCACCGGUCUCCUCGGCGAUUCCGCCUCUCUCUCUUUAUCGGUCUCCCUCUCGAUCUCCUCGACGAUUCCGCCUCCCUCUCGAUCUCCUCGACGACUCUGCGUAUCCCUCGCUCUCCACGACGGCUCACUCCACCUUUCUCUCCGGCCUGUGGCUAUCAUCCACGAAAUCAAACCGAAAUCAAAAGCUAAGUUUUUCCCGUUAUACGUCUGAAUCAUUCAUUUUUUUAUUGAUUCGUUUGUUGUGAUGCAUGCGUGUGUUGUGUUUGUUUAUGUCUGAUGAUUAAACUCGGUUAUGUAUCUGUCUUUGUAAUUAUUCAUGCGUCUGAGUUGUUGCUUGUGUUUGUUUGUGUCUCAAUAUGCAAUCGAGACUGUUGGAUAGUUUAUGUCUACUGAUUCAAGAGAUGAUGUUUCAGUAUUUGUUUCUUAAUCUUUCUUGUGUUUUAAUCGUUCUAGUGUUGAUUUGUGUUUCCUUUUCAGAAGAGACAUGAAGUUUCUUCAAAGAAGACGUCUGUGGUUUGGACGGAUGUAGACGCAAUGGCUUUUUGAGAGAAGUCACGGAGUCCACAGAGAUGCUUGGACUGAAGGGAGUCACGGAGUCCACAGAGAGAUGUCAUGUACCAUGUCUUGUAGUGUGCAGGGUCUGUAACGAGUCACGGACCAUGUGUUUGUAUGUGUCAGUAUGUGUUUGUACGUGUCUUGUAUGUGUCACAGAGUCCAUGUUUUUGUUUGUGUCUGUAUGUGUUUGUAUGUGUCGAUGUCUUGUAGUCACGGACAGUAUUUUUGUAGUCACGGACUUUUACCAAACUCAUCUUCUAUUUAUAACAUCAAUCUCAUCUUCUAUUUAUAUCAACCUUCUCUCUCGAAACAUAUACAACGAACUCUUCUUCUCUGCUUUACAACAACAAACUCUUCUUCUCUUCUUAACAACAACAAACUCUUCUUACCAUAUUUAUAUUUUUUCCCCUUAUUAUAAACACCAAAACCAUCUUUAUAAAAACUUUAUAUGGCUUCUUCUUCUCAUGAUGAUGAUGCGUUUGAUGAUGCAUUUGAUGAUGUUUUUGAUGAUGUCUAUGAUCAAUAUUUUGAUCAAGCAUUUGAGAAUUUGACCAUUCGUCGUGAUCAAGAAGAACGAAGAAAGAAAAGAAAAAAACGAGCGUAUAUCGAAAGACAUCGUGAGGAAGGGCAUAUUCGUUUAUGGAAUGAUUAUUUUAGUGAUACUCCAACGUAUCCUGAAAAUUUCUUCCGACGACGUUUUAGAAUGAACAAGUCAUUGUUUAUGCGGAUUGUUGACCGUCUCUCCAACGAAGUUCAAUACUUUCAACAAACGCAAGAUGGUCUCGGAAGGAGCAGUCUCUCUCCCCUUCAAAAGUGUACUGCAGCGAUUCGUGUCUUGGCAUAUGGUUCUGCGGCUGAUGCGGUCGACGAAUACCUCCGGCUCGGUGAAACAACAACUCGGUUAUGCGUGGAAAAUUUCGUCGAAGGGAUUAUAUAUUUGUUUGCCGGUGAGUACCUCAGAAGACCGACACCGGCUGAUCUUCAACGUCUACUUCAUGUUGGAGAGUAUCGAGGAUUUCCCGGAAUGAUUGGAAGCAUCGAUUGUAUGCACUGGGAGUGGAAGAAUUGUCCCACCGCUUGGAAAGGGCAAUAUUCUCGUGGUUCGGGUAAACCAACAAUUGUUUUGGAGGCGGUUGCUUCAUAUGAUCUCUGGAUAUGGCACGCGUUUUUUGGACCUCCAGGUACGUUAAACGAUAUCAAUGUUCUUGAUCGCUCGCCUGUUUUUGAUGACAUUAUAAACGGUAAAGCUCCUCCAGUCACUUUCUCUGUCAAUGGAAGAGAGUAUCAUAUGGGUUACUAUCUCACCGAUGGGAUCUAUCCAAAUUGGGCAACUUUUAUCCAAUCAAUUCCACAACCACAAGGGCCGAAAGCUGUUUUAUUUGCUCAAAAUCAGGAAGCUGUCCGAAAAGAUGUCGAGCGUGCAUUUGGAGUAUUGCAAGCUCGUUUCGCUAUUGUCAAAAAUCCAGCGCUGUUUUGGGACAAAGCCAAAAUUGGGAAGAUUAUGAGAGCGUGUAUCAUACUACAUAAUAUGAUUGUAGAAAACGAAAGAGAUGGAUACAGUCUAUUUAAUGUUGCGGAGUUCCAACAAGUAGAAGACAACGGAACUUCACAAGUCGAUCUCGGUUUUUCACAGGAAAUGCCUACAAAUAUCGCCAAUAUGAUGCAUUCUCGACAAAGAAUUCGUGAUGAACCAACGCAUCACCAACUAAAAGCUGAUUUGGUUGAACAUGUAUGGCAUAAAUUCGGAUCUGAUGAAGACGACAACUGAUGAAGCUUCGUUCCAAUAAUUCUCCUUUAUUUUACUAAUCUUUUUUAUAUUUUAUUUUAAUUCUAUAUUUAAAAUGUUAUGUAUAAUAAUUUUAUUAAUAAAUUUUAAGUUGCCUAAAAUAAUGUUUUUUUUUUAAAAACCCUAAAAUUAGAACCUUGCAAUGGACGCACAUAUUUGAAGAUCUCUUAUUUAGGUUUCUUAAUGUCACUUUUCCAACUUAAUAAUAUUUAAAAAUUAAUUAGCACCCCUAAGUGGGUAUCAAG
Brassica rapa (field mustard) is the source of this 2895-nucleotide messenger RNA. RefSeq names its product putative nuclease HARBI1. Lineage: Eukaryota; Viridiplantae; Streptophyta; Magnoliopsida; Brassicales; Brassicaceae. The record is from RefSeq and is a predicted model, not a curated record.